CCAAACUUCAAAGAGGAAGAUCAAGUGAGGUUGGCAGCCCAAGCACCAUCUUCAAUAAUAUAAUGCCUAUUGUCAUGGACUCAACCUCUCCCGGUCUCAAUAUGGCCCAUGGGUUUGUGAGGCACAUUCAGCAGUGUCAGAUGGAAAGAAAACUCUAUGAACAGAGUCUGUCUGAUAGAAAGUUGCAGGAACAAAAUGCAGCACAGCAGCAGCAAAAUGAGUUUGGGAAGUCUGCACUGAAAAGAUCUGCUACAGAGAACAAACAGAAACAAAGACCAGAUCUCCCUUUGUAUCAGCCUCCAGGUCUGCGUUUCCGUCUGAACAGUACCAGUAGUACUAGUACCUGCUGCACCAGUGACCUGCACAUCAUGAAUGAGGAGGUGUCGUCAGAGGAGGUGGAUUUACCGAGAUAUAUUGAGGAAAUGCAGGGAAACAUAGCCAAAGCAUUAAAAAACCCAAAAAGUGUCACUGGCAUUGUUUUAGAUGAAGUGGCUCAUGCUAUAGUGAACAGGGCAUAUGAAGACACUGGUUAUUAUAAGACAGCUGCCAAGAUGUGCAAGAUAAUUACACAGAAAGAGACAGAACUGGAAAAAUAUGACGUCAUUCCCUGUAGCAGGUUCAGAUAUGCUGUGAUAGACCACUGUCAAAGACUCUAUGAUGACCAUGUCCAGAUGAGAGAGACAAACAGAAGAUUCUGGAUGGAGUAUGUCCAUUUUCUGGCAGAACUGUACCACCAGAUAAGAGAUUCUUGUGGACGUGGAAUCAGGGGGAUAUUUGAUGUCCUGUAUAAAGCUCUGAUGGUUCUGAGCAGACCUCCUUGUAUUUUUGAGCCAGAUGAGAUGGACGUGCUAUGCUCCAUCUUGCACGAGGUGGGUCAGGACCUUGAGGUGGACGAUGGUGACCAGAUGGACACUUUGAUAUGUGGUGUGCGUGAUGCGGCAUUGGAACCGCACACUGAGCCCUGGUGCAGGGGGACGCUGAUGCAGAUCUUGGAACUACGAGCAAGUCGUUGGGAGCUACCUCACCAUGUGGCACAGUUUUAUUAUGAAAACUCUGCAGAUUGAUGAUAGUAGCAUAUG
Messenger RNA from Lingula anatina, 1079 nucleotides. RefSeq names its product MIF4G domain-containing protein-like. Gene Ontology annotation, cellular component: cytosol. Gene Ontology annotation, molecular function: translation activator activity; protein binding; RNA binding. Gene Ontology annotation, biological process: regulation of translational initiation. Lineage: Eukaryota; Metazoa; Brachiopoda; Lingulata; Lingulida; Lingulidae. The record is from RefSeq and is a predicted model, not a curated record.